AUGGCGGCCGCGGCGACGAAGAACAUACAACUAGCGCUGGCGCUGCCGACGCGGCUGCGCACAUUCCUCGCGCGGUACCCCCCCGCCUCGAUCCUCCCCGCCGGCGCCGACCCCGAGACACACAAGACGGGCUACCAAGAAGACACGCCGAACCCGUUCCGGCCCCUGAGGCAUCCCGUGACCGGGAAGUGGCACGACCCAAAGUACUCCCUGCGCCGGCAGGCCGAACUCGUCAAGAUGGCGCGGAAGCAUGGUGUGGAGGAGCUACUGCCGGAAGGGCCCAAGAGCACUGAAGUAAGGUUACGCAAGAGGGUCGAACUCGGUCUGCGGGUCAAGGGUACCGGUGUCGGCCAGAAGGUUAAGGGCCACAAGCACGAGAGGCAACUGGGUGUCAAGUAUGUCUGGAAUUCCCGGAACGAGUGGCGGAGGGCCGUUUUGGGGCUACUUGCUGAUUUGGGUGUUCGACAGGAUGGAGAAGAGGAGACAGGCCAUGUUGGACAUGCCGGAGCUCAUCAGGGAAUGGAAGAAGCACGUGAUUGGCUCCAAAUUCUUCUGACUUUGUCCCCCCAAGUUCUCACAAUCUUCUCUUCUCAACACCAUCCGCUAGCCCAGCACCCAACACCCAUCCAACACCCACACACCACCAGGGAGACACACCUCACCAUGACCCCCUCAGACCCCAACCCAACCUACUACGAAAUCCUCAACCUCUCCCCCACCGCCCUCACCACGCAAGAACAAACCGGCGGCGAGCCCGCCGCCGCAGCGCUCAUCAAGCGAGCCUACCGGCGCGCGCUCCUCAACCACCACCCCGACAAGAAACCACACCCACCGCACCAACCCCACCACCCUCCACCAGCCUCACCCACCCCCCUAACAAAAACUUACACAAUCGACCAAAUCUCCACCGCCUACGCGACCCUCUCCCGCCGCGCCCAGCGCCAGGCCUACGACACCUCCCUCCUCCUCCUCCGCCGCCAGCACCAAUCCCAAUCUGCAGCAGCAGGAGGGGGAGGAGGAGGAGUAGCAUUCCAAACAGGCAUCGAGACCAUCGACCUGGAUGAUUUGGAGUGCGAUGAGGGCGGGGACGGGGGUGAGACAGAGUGGUACCAGUCGUGUCGGUGCGGGAAUCCGAGAGGGUAUUAUUUCACCGAGGCUGACUUGGGGGAUGCGGCUGAUUUGGGGGAGUUGAUGGUUGGCUGUGCGGAUUGUAGUUUGUGGUUGAGGGUUUGUUUUGCGGUGGUUGAGGAAAACGGGGACGAUGCCGACGACGGUGAUGUCAGGAGGCAGGACGGUAGUAGCAGUGGCAGCGGGGUUAAGGGGGGAACAAGCGUUGGUGCUGAAGAUGGUGAAAGGUGA
Messenger RNA from Chaetomium globosum CBS 148.51, 1359 nucleotides. RefSeq lists its product as uncharacterized. The record is from RefSeq and is a predicted model, not a curated record. NCBI's taxonomy places the organism in Eukaryota, Fungi, Ascomycota, Sordariomycetes, Sordariales, Chaetomiaceae. Gene Ontology annotation, molecular function: structural constituent of ribosome. The transcript has 2 exons. Bases 1 to 1359 code for a protein of 452 amino acids. Gene Ontology annotation, cellular component: mitochondrial large ribosomal subunit.